AUGGACGCUUUCAUUUGCGUGAAGAUACACAGUACAGCUUUGGUGAGGUCACCGGCUUGGAACCUUUCCCGUUUCGAUGGCAGACACAGCUGCGUAUCCGGUUGGCGACGCAGCCGCGGACGCCGUACUGCGGAAACGCUUCGACUGUUGCAGGAUGAGGACGCGGUGCCUGAACCGCGGACACAGAAGCAGUCGCCCUUCUCGGGGAUAGCGACUAGUGAGUCGGUGCAAAAUGUAUCCAAGUAUGCGGAGGUUCUGCUCCAAAAGAAUAAGGCACUCCAAAAGUGGUCGGAGAAGAGUCUGGAGCGAGAAAACCCCGGGGCAGGGACGACGCUGCUCGAGGACGUGGCUCACGACGCCACCAACGAGGAAACCUCAGCGCUCAGUGCAGAAGAAUCAAAAUUUGCCCCCAGGGGGAAACGGGGCCGCCGUCCUCAUCGGGAACAGAGGCCCGCUGGUUACUGGAACGCCGACAACGUCGUUCGUGAGGUUCUCGAGUUCGUGCGCUCGCGCCCAAACUCCGGAAACGGACCCCAAUACAUGCCCACUUCGAACGAGCUGCGAGAGGCAAAACGCUCUGAUCUCGUUCGAGCCAUCAUUGUUCACGGGGGCUACGCGAAGGUAGCAGAGCGCUGUGGCCUCCAGCCGCAUCGACGAUCGUUUGGGUACUGGCGCAAGGACUUUAAGAACCUCGAACGAGAGAUUUGGAGUUUUAUAAGAGAACGUGACGGCCCCGAAGCAGUUCCUCGUGAAUUUAGAGGCGAUUCCUCAACAAGGUCACGUAGGAAGAGCACCGCCGAUGCCAGCGCUUCACAGGCGACCCCAAAUGAACCAACGACUCGGCCGCGUAUGCCUACCUACAAUGAGCUCGUAGCAGCAAAGAAGCGGAUUCUUGCUUACGCGAUUGCGGAAAACGGUGGCUUUCUCGAGGUAGCCAGAAGAAUGAACCUGCAGCUCAGCAGCGAUGAGACCCCCUGGCGCGAUCGCGAUGCACUCGUUGCGGAGCUGCUGCGUCUUUUCCCGGACUUGAUGGGAAAACAGAAACGCUUUCCGCGGCAACAGGAUCUCGUUCGACUUGGUCGUUAUGACCUCGACUGGGCCAUUCAUCGUUGGCAUGGCGGUUACACACGACUAGCUGCCGAGCUUGGAUACCUGCGAUCUCGGCUACCGUGCAAGCCGCGAAACUUUUGGUCUGAUGAACGGAAUUUAGAGAAUGAGUUGCGAGCGCUGCUGCAAGCGAACAAUAUGGGUUGGCGGAUGCCGAAUCGAAAGGAGCUCGAGGCUCUCGACAGGCACGACCUGAUCUACGCCAUUCGCAAGUUCGGCGGUUUCCUCACGGUCGCAACGAAACUGGGGCUAUCGCGGGAUGCGCUUACUCAUACGCGGCCUCGAGGGUACUGGUCGGAUUUCGAAAAUCUGCGCACUGAAUUGCAAGCUUUUGUUCAAGAAAAUGGCUAUCCCGGCAUUAUGCCGCGCCUCGAGCAGCUUCGUAUGUACAACCGGGAGGACCUGAUCAAUGCAAUCCAUCGCCACGGCGGAGCAGCGAAUGUGGCACGCCGCUUGCAUCUCUUCUGGUACGGCCCGAAGACUUUCUGGCGCAAGUUCGAAAACCUCGGACAGCGACUGAGGGCAUUUUUGCACAAGUCGCGCUUUUCCCAUGACAAGAUGCCUACACAGCAGGAACUCAUAAGCGCUGGACGUGUGGAUGUGGCGUACGGUGUCCAUCUGCACGGCGGUGUGUAUGAGGUGGCACGGCGCCUUCGACUGCAGGUUCUCGAUCCUCCGCGAGCGCCGUUCUACUGGAACGAUAUCCAGAACGUGGAGACGGAACUCAUUGCUUUUGUUAACAGUGCAGUUCACGCCGCAUGGAUACAGAACGGUGUCAUGCCCACGAGCAUGACCAUCGUUCGAAGUGGGCGGCGUGAUCUCGCUGCCGCUAUCCGACGUCAUGGUGGAUGGGAUGCGUUUGCUCGCCGUUUGAACCUGCGCCCAGCCGCACCCAAGCGCCCGAAAGGCUACUGGAAUACCCUGCGCAACGUGGAAGCAGAGUUGCUGCUCUACGUACAACAACGCGAACAAGUGAUUGCAGAGUUCGUGCGAAACUACGCUGCGGACUUUGUACGUCGCCCAGGAGACGACGAAGACGACCCUGACGCAGCAGGAAAAAUAGCAUAUUCCGAUGUUUCUGAAAUCCUCGCUGGGAACGUCGGCAACAAGCGCUGUCGCACUGUCGUGGGUGCGAUACGCAACGGUGCGUACGUACCAGUGAUGCCCACCGCUGAGGAACUUCGCCUCGACGGACGUGCAGACCUUGUUUUCGCCUGUGAACGCAUUCAUGGCGGGCUUGCUACUGUUGCCCGCGGUCUCGGGUGGCCACUACUCGCGGAGCGACUACCCCCUGAGUCGUUGAAGAAGGAUCGCAACGUUCUCGUUCAGGCGCUGAUGACCAUGUGGAUACCGAUUUACGGGACUGCAGGUGAGAUGCCCACUGAGGCAGAUCUGUUACGAACCGGUGGAAUCGACAUCCAUGAGGCUAUUGUUUGCCAUGGCGGCUACGUAGAGGUUGCACGCUCCUUGAAUUUACGCCAUCCGGAGGAUCCAGAAUGGACCGAUUGGUCUGCGAAACGCUUCUCAAAGCAGCGCAUGUCGCGGCCUUUGCAACCGCGAUCGAAGAAGGGCUCCAAAGCAUCUCCAGAAACGAGCGGUGAUUCUGCUGAUGAGGUCUGA
Cyanidioschyzon merolae strain 10D is the source of this 2727-nucleotide messenger RNA. RefSeq lists its product as hypothetical. The record is from RefSeq and is a predicted model, not a curated record. The coding region runs from base 1 to 2727 and encodes 908 amino acids. NCBI's taxonomy places the organism in Eukaryota, Rhodophyta, Bangiophyceae, Cyanidiales, Cyanidiaceae. The transcript has a single exon.